Molecule: messenger RNA, 1498 nt
Organism: Mangifera indica (mango)
Lineage: Eukaryota; Viridiplantae; Streptophyta; Magnoliopsida; Sapindales; Anacardiaceae
Product: eukaryotic translation initiation factor 3 subunit M-like
Biological process (GO): cytoplasmic translational initiation
Cellular component (GO): eukaryotic translation initiation factor 3 complex; cytoplasm
Molecular function (GO): translation initiation factor activity
Source: RefSeq, a predicted model, not a curated record
CAUAUCUAUUUAGGGUUUUACUCUUAGACACUCGGCCCGGCUGCCACAACAAGGUACUCCAUCGUUGCGAAUUCGCCUUUGCAGAGGGCUUCUUCAUCAUCCAACAAUGACGACCGUCGUACCAACUUCCGAAGAAGAUCCGGCUCUCGCUGUCGUCCGCUUCACCUCCGAACUCGCCUGGGCUGACGCCGGUCCCGAGGCUGCUGAAGAACAAGUUAGUAGGCUCUGUUUGGAAGCUCAAGAGAGUAUGGUGAGGGGGCGAUGGUUGGAUUUGGCAUCUCUAAUGCUCACUUCGGCUGACUUGAUGUUCACAAAGGUCUCUGACAAAGAUAUUGAGUGCAUCUUCACUGUUAUCUGUAAUCUUGUCACAAAACCUGAAAGUCUGGAUGAAGUACAUGAGAUGGCAAAACUUAUAUCUGGGAAAAUUAUUCAACAACCAAGAAAGCCAGCAUUGCGCUUAAAGAUCUUGUUCAACCUUUACAAUCUGCUGGAGAAUCCAUACAGCCGGUUUUUUGUAUACAUGAAAGCCCUGAAUUUGGCGUUGAGUGGGAAAGUCUCUGAACAUAUAACACCUUCUUUCAAAAAGAUAGAUGACUUCUUAAAGGAAUGGAAUAUUGAUGUCAAGGACAAAAGAGAACUCUUUCUUGGCAUCGCUAAUGUACUCAAAGAAAAUAAAAGCUCAUCCAAGGAUUCUUUCAAGUUUCUGACCAAGUAUUUAGCAACUUUCUCUGGUGAAGAUGCUUAUACGAUGGGUGAAGCCAAGGAGGAAGCUGCGCGCACAAUUAUAGAAUUUGUAAAGGCACCUGACAUGUUUCAGUGCGAUUUGUUAGACAUGCCUGCGAUAGGGCAAUUAGAGAAGGAUGCUAAGCAUGCUGUGGUAUAUCAGCUUCUUAAGAUCUUUCUGACUCAGAGACUGGAUGCCUAUUUGGAAUUUCAAACUGCAAAUUCUACUUUACUUAAAAGCUAUGGUCUUGUUCAUGAAGACUGUAUAACAAAGAUGAGGUUGAUGUCAUUGGUGGAUCUUGGUUCUGGUGGAUCUGGCCAAAUUCCUUAUGCCCUUAUCAGGGAUACCCUAAGAAUCAGUGAAGAUGAGGUGGAAAUGUGGGUGGUUAAGGCAAUAACUGCCAAAUUGAUGGACUGCAAAAUGGACCAAAUGAAUCAAGUUGUGAUUGUGAGCCGGUGUACUGAGCGUGUCUUUUCACUACACCAGUGGGAAACUCUGAGAACAAAGCUUGCAACUUGGAGGGGUAAUAUUGCAAAUGUAAUCAGUACUAUUCAAGCAAACAAGAUAACUGAAGAUGGGUCACAAGGAGUGCAAGGUUUAAUGAUUCGCUAGACAGUUUUUUUAUGUCAGUUUUUCAGCAGCCCCUGUUAUUUAGGGAUAGGUCAGACUAUCAUUUGUGGCUGAAGUAUCAUACUGAAAUUUACAUUUGUUGAACGAUAAUUUUUAGUGUAUUGGAAAUUUUGACAGAAUGAGUUAAUCAUAUUUUGUUUGUCA